Molecule: messenger RNA, 1484 nt
Organism: Epinephelus moara (kelp grouper)
Lineage: Eukaryota; Metazoa; Chordata; Actinopteri; Perciformes; Serranidae
Product: T-cell surface protein tactile
Exons: 7
Coding region: 78-1478 (466 amino acids)
Biological process (GO): cell-matrix adhesion; inflammatory response
Source: RefSeq, a predicted model, not a curated record
UCUCUACCUCACUCUUUAACCUCAGUCGACAGUCUACUCUUUCUGUCUUUGCUGAAUCCCUCAAUGGAUUCAGCCUGAUGAGUUUGGGGAGCUCAAACAUGGUUGGAGGUGCCCUGGGAACAGCCUUCUCUCUCCUGCUCAUUACCUCCAUUAUACAAGGGCUCCAGGAUGUUGAGGUGUUCCAUAAUGAAAAGAUGGAGGCAGUAGCAGGCCAGAACGUUACCUUACCCUGUGUCGUAAGAAACCAUACUGAUCUCAAGAUCGUCAGUAUUGAAUGGCGCAAGGACAGAAAUGAAAACACAAAGCUGGCCCUGUACAGCCGAGGUUUUGGAAUCAAUCUGUUUUGGCCUAAUGUCACCAUGCUGAUUGACAACACAUCAAUGGGCACCUACCUACAACUUUACGGGGUGGCAAAAUGGGACAGUGGUGUCUAUACUUGUGACAUCACAAGUUUUCCUCUGGGCUCCAUCAGGAGAGAAACGGAGCUAAAGAUCAAAGAUGAUGUUCAAAUUAUGUGUGAUGUGGAUGGCUCCAUUGAGGUCCAUGCUGGAGAAAAUGUGACCAUUCAGUGCAGAGUAUUCCCUGAUGUACAGUACAAGUGGACCAAGAACAAGAGGCUGGUGUCAGAGAAUGAAUCUCUGGAGCUCUGGUGUGUGACUGAUGCUCACACAGGGGUUUAUACGCUGACUGUCAACACAGGAAACAAAAGUCUGCAUAAAGAGUUUAUCAUCACAGUGCUACCAGCAACCACAAGCUUAAGGACAGAUCUUGUGACAGUGCCACCACAGUCUAAUGUAACUGAGCAGGGUGUGAUAACAUCAACAGGCAGCAGCCUCACCACAUCUCCGACCAGUGGGCUCUCAUCUACUGACACCAAUGUAACUUGGACCACGAGUACGGGCACUGAUGUAACAGAUAAUGAUCUAUACCUCAGCAAUGUCACAGCUGGAGAGCGUGAAACCUCUCUAACAAAUUCUACACAUAUCCAUGUCACGUCAUCCCCUGCCACUCACACCGAUCCCUAUCGCUUCAGCAAUUCCACUUAUCAGGAGAUAAACCAGACACACGAUUUAAACACAUCCACUUACUCUGACCAGUCAGUGCCAAGCAAUCUAUCCACAACAUUAAGUUAUGCUGAUACGGACUUCAGAUCAACACAGGAGACGAGGAAUGAGUCCAUGGGGGGCAAUCCUGGUGCAGCCCCAACUCUGAGCACUAGGAAUACAACCGUGCUCAUUGAGGAAGCAGAUUCUGGUGGUGUACGGAGUCAUCUUUUGUUAGUGUUAAUCAUUGUUCCAAUCCUGGUAUUGAUCGCUGUGGCUGUAUUUCUCUACAGGAGACAAAUUAUAAAGAAGAGGAUGGAUCUUCCGCCUCCGUUCAAACCCCCUCCUCCUCCAGUAAAGUAUACAUCUGCAAGACACCAUGAGAUUUUCCCUACGUCAAGGUGUAACUCGGUUACAGAAAGAUAUGAUAUAUGAUGCAUG